UGCGCAGGACUGACAAGCCUGGCGUGGAAGGAAAAGUCAGCCAUUUUCUUUCAUAAAAUUUCGGAAGUGUUUACAAAAUUACAAAAACUAGAGAUGUGUCGGAGAAGGGUAUUAUUACCUUGAUGUCAAAUAAUGGCGGACAUCCAAGGGAAUAUAUCUGCCUCUGAAUAGACAUUGUAUGGCCAGAUCUGACAGGAACAGGGAGUAUUAAACCAAGACGAGUAGUCUUCCUGUCAGGCGGUCACGGGUGUUUUUCCAGCCUUGGCGACCUGAGUUUCUUUUCAUAGUCGUACAUUGGAACACAAUUUCCGACAUGCUUAGCUGUUCAUAAUUCCUAAUGUGUCAUUUGUUAUGCACAAGUCUCUAAUGGAACAGUAUAUUUUACGGAAUUUACUGCAAUAAAUUUAUGACAAUUACUAAUUCAAAAUGUCUGCCACUCGGGGGCCACUUCCACCGGUCCAUGAAUCGGUGACAGUUAGUAAUCACGCUACUGAUGAUAAUGCCAAUCCUCGAAUCCCAAGGAGCCGGACGGAUGAGCCACACAUUGGAAAGUAUCGAUUGAUCAAAACCAUUGGCAAAGGGAACUUUGCAAAAGUGAAGCUUGCAAAACAUGUACCCACAAGCAGAGAGGUGGCUAUAAAGAUCAUAGAUAAAACACAGCUUAAUCCAUCAAGUCUUCAAAAGCUGUUCCGUGAAGUGAGAAUAAUGAAAUGGCUUGACCAUCCAAGUAUUGUCAAGCUAUUUGAGGUCAUAGAGACAGAAAAGACACUUUAUCUUGUCAUGGAAUAUGCAAGUGGAGGGGAAGUUUUCGAUUAUUUGGUUGCUCAUGGUAGAAUGAAAGAAAAGGAAGCCAGGGCCAAGUUCAGACAGAUUGUAUCUUCAGUUCAGUAUUGUCAUCAAAAGCAUAUUGUACAUAGAGACUUAAAAGCAGAAAAUCUGUUGCUUGAUGGAGAUAUGAACAUAAAGAUUGCUGAUUUUGGUUUCAGUAAUGAAUUUGUUCCUGGCAAUAAACUAGAUACAUUCUGUGGCAGUCCUCCAUAUGCAGCACCAGAGUUAUUUCAAGGCAAGAAGUAUGAUGGUCCUGAAGUGGAUGUGUGGAGUUUAGGUGUUAUUUUGUAUACGUUAGUCAGUGGAUCUCUACCAUUUGAUGGCCAAAAUUUAAAAGAACUGCGUGAGCGGGUCUUGCGUGGAAAAUACAGAAUACCAUUUUACAUGUCUACGGACUGUGAAAACUUACUCAAGAAAUUCUUAGUUUUAAACCCUCUUAAAAGGGCCUCUUUAGAGAACAUUAUGAAGGACAAGUGGAUGAAUAUAGGUUAUGAAGAUGAUGAACUAAACCCUUACAUAGAACCACCUCCCGACAUAAACGACCAUAUCAGAAUAGAAAUCAUGGUCAACAUGGGGUACAACAGGAAAGACAUAGAGGAGUCAUUAAGACUACAAAAGUAUGAUGAUAUCCAAGCAUGUUACCUCUUGCUAGGCAGGAGAACAUCUGAUUUGGAAGGCAGUGAUAGGUCUGGAAGCAAUUUGUCUUUACGACAAUUGACGUUAACCCCAAGUCGUCCUCAUGGUGAUAAUGCAAAUCAGUCUCCAAACAAGGUGACACGUAGCCAGUCGGCUACAAGUGGCGCGACUCAAAAAAUCCGUCGCUUCAGUCAUGGUGGAGAGAACAACGGUAGUAAUAAACGUUCAACAGGGUCUUCCCAAUCUCAGUCAUCAGCUCAUCCCUCUAGACGGCAAAACACCAUAGAUCAUUCGGCGCCAGCUACAAAAGAAAGCACAUUAACAGCAAGAAUGAAAACACCAUCUGGUGGUUCAAUAACGUCUGAUUCUCCAAAGAUAACCGCACCAAGUUCUGCGAGAGCAACCAUGCCACGGAAGAGUGCACAUUCAUCUUCUGCGACGUCAACACCAAAAAACAGUGUAAUAUCCCAUGGACAAAACACGAGCAUUCCACGACGGAGCACAUUCAGUCCUGGCGACCGGUCAGGGACACCUUCAGACAAACCAUCUAGAACAACAAAUGGCCAAGAUGUGCGCAGUCCGAGAAGGAAGCGGCACAAUGACACGGCAGCUUCCAGCAACCUUCCAAACUCGACAGGUUCGUCGGAAUCUGCUCCUGCAGCUCGACCUAAAGGUCAUGUGAAAUCUGCCAGUAUUUCUCAAGCCUCUCGGGUUACAGAUUUGCCACCAUUAUCUUGUGAUGGAGAACCUGCCUAUCGACCAACGACUGCUCCAGGAAAACCAUUAGCAAUUCCUCUGAAUAAACAAAAUCUUCAGCGAGGAACAGUAGCACGGAGUACAUACCAUGGAAAAGACAGACGACAAACUGUUAGUCCAUACAAUGGGCCAUCACAUACUCAGGACACAUCUGCCAUGGGCCCUGGCGGUCAACGCUCAUCCUCGUUUCUUAAUAGGAUAACGUCUAAAUUUAGGCCUAGACUGGAUGGCCAGGAUCCCGAACCUCCCAGCACACGUCUCAAAAGGAAUACUGGAUCAAAGUACAUCAAACGUUUUUGGCUUAGCAGCUCAGUAAUUCCAGGGUCUGUGAAUGAAUCGAAAGAAGCUGGUGAUCCCGUGAAACCCCGGUCAUUGCGCUUCACAUGGAGCAUGAAAACCACCAGUUCCAUGGAUCCCAAUGAUAUGAUGAAGGAAAUUCGCAAGGUGCUUGAUGCUAACAACUGUGACUACGAACAGAGAGAAAAGUUCUUGUUAGUGUGUGUCCAUGGUGAUCCAAAUACAGAUAGUCUUGUGCAAUGGGAGAUGGAAGUGUGUAAACUUCCAAGGCUUUCCUUAAAUGGUGUUCGCUUCAAGAGGAUCGCUGGCACUUCCAUAGGCUUUAAAAACAUUGCAUCAAAAAUUGCUAAUGAGCUGAAACUUUAAUGUAUGUUUGUGACUAUUGGUUACUGCACUCAGUCUGUGGAACAGGCCGACACGGUGUUGUCAUAGCUGGUCCUCUGCAGACUUCAUCUCGGACUCAUCAAUUAGGGUUUUAUUUUGUAUAAUGUGUAUAAAUUGUACAGAUCAUCUGCACAAGGCUUUCUCAGUUCCCUUUGUACACAAUUUUAUUGUAAAUUAUACAUACAGAAUUAUAUAAAACUUGGGAAUGAGAAAAUUUUUGUAGCAGAAUAAUUUUUGUUAUAAAUUAUGUUGUUCGAGAUGGUAUUGUUUACCAUUGUAAAUUAACCUUCAUUAGUGGGUGAUGUGAGAGUUGUCUCUUGUAGGAGCUAUGUGUCAUCUGGUGAUUUGAUGGUAGUGUUUUAUCCCAGUGGUCUCCACUAUAGGGAAGGUCAGUACAUUUGUUGUGUAGACUGUGUUGUUGAACCAUAUCAUUUCAUGCACCACAACAUCUGAUGGAAUUACAAAUGGCCAGACUUUACUUAGGCAAAAAUCAAGUAAGUAAUUUUGUGAAGUGCCGUACUUUGUUUGACAGCAAUUUACUAUUUAGAGGAAUUGUGUAUUUUUUUAUUUUUUUCUGUGACAGCUGGUCGUUUGGUUUGAUUACCUCUCAGAGUGGCAGAUCCCACUGAGAUGAUAUGACCAUUAGCUCAUGUUAAAGCGCCAUUCCAUCCAUUUUCUACAACCUCAUAUCUCAUUUUAUGUUUCACAGCAAAUCUCUCUGCUUUUGUUCACCAACUUUUGUAAUGCUUGUAAAACUGUCUCUAAAAGUAAUUGCAGAUACAUAAAAAAAAAAUUAAAUGUCAUCAACACUUGACUCUUUGAUGCUUAAUAACUGUUUCUCUUUUCUAAACAGAUAAUUGCUCUUUCUAAUUCUUUUUCUGUUUUGUUUUUGUGGAUUUUUUAAAAUGCAGUUUGCAGUAAUAAUAAACAUAAAUUUAUACAAUGCAUAACAAUUCAGUGAUUGUCAAGAUAAAGCAACAGUUCUGUAGGCAGUGUGUCUUUUGCUUGUCAUUUAUUCAUAAUGAAGAUGGACACAAAAUAAGUUCUAUUUUUAUUUUGGUCAACUGCUGCCAGUUCAAGGAUCAUUACUGUGAUACAGGUUUUCAGCGGAAGGUGAAAGUUAAGUUUUCUUUAUUUUUUAACCAGAUUACAUUGUAUUGAAAUAUUUUCCAUUAUGUGAACUGGUGCAAUAUUGUUUGCAAUGAUAUUAAUGUUAGUAUAUUUUUAAUAUAAAAUUAAUUUAAGAAGCGACUCGGUGGUUUGAAAAAGAACCUAUAGAAUGAUCUUUUAUUAUUUGAGAUCAUACUUUACUGUUUUGUGUUCUCUUCAUAAGAAGCAUACCGGUUAUGCAAUAACUUGAUAACAUAUGGGAUUCAUAAUAUAUUUGUGUUAAUGGUUUAACAAUACAGAUUUUUUUUAAAGUCAGGACUAUCCAUGUUCUUAUUUUUUUGUUUUUAAUUAAAUUAAAAUAAAUUUAAUUAAAAUAAAAACUUGAAUGUUCGUAUUAUAGUAGUUUUGCUCAGUAGUUAAGAUUUACAGAUUUCUACUAGUAAACAUAUUUGUGUUAAUAUGAAUAUAGAAUUUGUGACACUGGAACCUGCCAAAACUGGACCUUGAACAAACCGGAUGCCUGUUCAAACUGGCUGAAUUACUGGUCUUGAAUUUUUUUUUUUUAAUUACAUGUGUAAAUAAACCUGUAAAUUUUGAAAAGAGAGGUAAAAAUGUAUUACCAUUAACUAAUAUGAAGAAACCAUUACUUAGUGAAUGACAACGGACAUUACUUUAUGCUUGACAAAUGGUAAUGACAUGUAUCACAGAUAACCAGUUUCUGAGUUUCCAAACUGACAACUAAUGGGGAAAUGGACACUUAAUUGUUUUGAAAGAUAAUUACUAAUUAGUGACCAAAUUACAGAUAAAAAGUAUAUGGCAAGAGAAACAAUGUAUACUUCUGUAAAUAAAAUAAAACCAGAAAUGUCCUCUAACUGCUAGAUCCUGUCUCUCAAAUAAAUAGUAUGGUCAUACAGUCAUCCAGUUUCAGUAUGUUCCACUGUCCUAUAGUUUUAUUUGAAAUAUUAGGCAACUUUUAGGUAAUGUAGGUUGAGCAGUCCAUAACAACGUAUGGUUUUUUAAAAUCAUACUGUGAAAUUUAAAUGUACUUUAACUAGUAUGUUAAAUUAUGACUAUUAUUUAAACCACUCUAUGAACAUGGAAUGGUUUUUGGAGAUGGGGUUGGGAGGUUUUGUCUUUAAAUAAUCAUGCAUUUAUCUGUACAUCUUUAUGAAAAACUAAAACUCAUGACUCAUAAUAAUCUUGAUGUAAUUAUAUUGUUAAGUAUAAACUUUGAUGGUUUUGUAUAUCCCCUCCGUCCCCUUUGGAUUAUGGUCACAAAAUCCAUAUUCAUUUCAGUAUCUGUAAAGCGCUUGGUAUUUCAUACCUAUUUAACCAUGUGAGUGUUCAACCCAGGGCUUACCGGAACUACUUUCGUAAUUAAGAAUAACAAGUUCACUAUUUGUUAAACUAAUAUUGAUUUUAAAAGUAAUUAGUUGUGCCUUAAUCCUGCUUAGUACACCAAGGCACUAAUAUUUUCUUUUACCGACUUUUUUUUUUUUUUUUUUUUUUUUAAAUCUGUAAUACAGGUACUGAAAUUAAAAAACCAAAAACAAACCCAAUCAUGUCACAUUUAUAUGAAGUUCAGUUCACAGUUUGAUGUUUACAGAUGGACAAUUUUAAUUUUAUACAUUUGACAGGAUUGGAUAUUUUUCAUAAUUAUACUAAUCAUACUAAAUGUAAAUCUGGUAAUUUGUUCUAUGCAUAGGUGAUAAAAAUAAUGAUACUUUUUAAAAAUUUAGACCAAAAAACAACAACAUAGGAUUCUUAAUAUAAUCUUCAAGUGUGUGACAAAUAACUUUUUUUUUUUUUUUUUUAAACCCUGAUUUUAGCCUUUUUUGGAUCAAUUUUUAAAAGUGCAUAUGAUUUAAAAUGUUGAAAAAUUACCUUUAUUCUGUAUCUUUUUCAAAGAUCAUUUCAGCUUUAUUGUUAAAUUGAUAUCAUAUCCCUGAUAACUGCAUAUUGGUUAUUUCACAUCAUUUUAUAAAAUUGCAAUUAUAUCUCAGCAAGUUUAUUCACAACUAAUUAUCAAUAUAGUACUGAUUCGUUUGAAAAUAGGAGAAAAACUAUGAAAUGCAGUUACAUCUUAGCCAGUUUAUUCCCAACUAAUUAUCAAUAUAACACUCAUUUGUUUCAAAAAUAAGACAAAAACCAUAAAAGUUGAAGGAAGAACCCAAACCUGAAUUUGCCUCUUUAGGUCGGUCUUCACAUUUAAGAACAUUGAUGGUUUAUCCUUGAUUAUUUUUACAUUCAAAAGCAAAAAGUGCGGCAAACAUUGCUUGUAGGGAUGGAUAAAAUUGACAGCCACAGUGUAUUCAGUUUCUGCAGGCAUGUCAUGCGUCACCAGUAAAACUCAAUUUGUGACAGUAAAGCCAGUAUUAACAUUUGUAAAUGGUCCAGUACAAAAUAUUUUGACUUGAAACAAUAUUUUUAAUAAAUUUCGUAGUUCAUUAAAAAAAUUAUGUAAGUACUGGUGUACAAUAUAUGUGAUACAUUGUUUAGAGUUGGUCUUAUAGACUUCAGUUUUUAUAACAAAACCCACUUAGAGGAUGUGUAAAUAUGCACAUGUAUUUUAAAAAAACAAAAAGAACAUUUUGAAAUGGUACUACCUGAAAUAAAAAAAAUUAAAACAUUUUAAAAUGCAGUUACCUUUUUCCAUUGAAUCCGUCAUAAUUAUAAAAUGGUUAAGACAUUUUUAUCAACUGUUUAUGAUUUUGUAUAAAGUAUAUAUAUGAAUCAGGUGUAAAGCAAUUAAUUCUGUAUAGGAAAGAACUACUGGCACUUGCAUUUACAAAAUGUUCACAGCAAUAAGUGACAACAGUUAAUGGCUUCCAAAUUAUGCAAAUUAAUGUGUGCAAAGUCGUGUUUACUUGGUGAACAUAAAUGGAUCAACAAGACACAACCAAAAACAACGAAAGUACAAAAGCAAAUGAAAAGAGUGCAAUACAAUAAAAAUUGCUGUGAUUAGUAUAUAUGUAAGAAAAAUGAAAAUUGUAAAAUGUUGGGUAAAAUCUUAGCAACAAUGUUUAAAAUAUUAAAGCCAAUUUUAAAAAUUUGUGUUUAGGAUAGCCAUUUUAAAUUUCAAUGUGGCCACCAUGCUUUUUUUUCUACAAAUUAUUAUAAACCUACAUUAUGCUUUUUUUUCUACAAAUUAUUAUAAACCUACAUUAUGAGUCAUAUUUUAAUGAAAUUACAUUUGAUUUAUAUUAUUCAAGCCAUUUUGGAUUUCAAGAUGGCCACAACAUUUUUUUUUUGAUUUGCUGACAUCUUAAUAUCUAAAAAUGAUAAGACUGACAACAACUUUAUUCCUGACUAGUGUUGUAUUUUACAAGGAUUUAAGCAUUGUUGCCAAGAGUUUACACACAUUUUUUUCUUAUUUUACAUUUUCAUACAUGUAUACAAGAUUAUUGCACCAGUUAACUGAUAAUAAAAUUUCAAAUUAUACCAGUACAACAAACUUAAAAUGCUUGGAAGUGGGUAUUCACUUCAAGAAGAUUGGAAUAUAUGCAUUAAUGCUUAAUAGUAGUGUUAAAAAUUGUGUGUUCUUUUUAAUAUUUAUAAAAACGGAACAUUGUAUGGUAUUCAAAAUAAUAUAAUAGCAAUUACUAGGUGUUUUAUUGCAUUAAACUGGUAUCCGGUAAUAAAAAAUUUGUGUAUGUUUUAAAGUAGUCCAGGUAAGAACUUUCAUAUUUAUUAAGUUUUAAUUAAAGUCUGAAAUUGAUCUAUUAUGGCUUGGCUUGGCUUCUUGGAUUAUGUUGACAUCAAGUCUUUUAAUUUACGUUGAAACUGCUGAUUUCUUUUGCUUUUUAACAUUUUUAAAAAAAAAGUAUGCUUUUUAGGUGUUUUCAAGGAAAAUAAGAUAUUUUGUUCACACAUCUACGAAAUUUGUAUUUAUGAAGUGUUAAAAGGCAUUUCAGAGGUAUACGUUGAAAUAACCAAAUUUACACUCACAUAUCUGUGAAAUAAUAUCUUAAAAUAACUUGGCACAGACUAAGCUGUUAAAUUUAUAAUCAGCUAGAGUAAUAUUUGGUUUUACUUGACUAGUAAGGUGAUAAAAUUGGGUUUAAAGGACCAAGUCACUUUUAUUCACAAGGGCUAUUAAAAAGAAAAUUUCACCAUGAUUGGGGAGAUCUUAUUUUUUAAACUCUGUUGCCCAUCAAAUAUUCACUGAAAUUAUGUAGCGUACCAAUUGAAUUGCCUACUGUGUAGUGCAGACAUGUCCUUUUUCAUCUAAAUUGAAUUGAAAUAACUCGAACCAACCCACUGCUUUGGGGUUUUGUAUAAUAACCUUAACCAUCCCACCCACUAUCUUAUAAGCAUAAGAUAUUGCAUGGUCCACUUAUGUCUUUGUAUUUAAAAUUUCUGCUUUGUUAUACCAUUAGAUUAUUAAAAAAAAUAAUUAUAUUGUAUGUUUUAUCAUAAAUUAUAUAUGGUACAUAAGGCCAAAUCCAAUUAAAUAUGGAUUACUUAGGAUGUUUUAUCAUUUUCCAUUCAUUUCUUGGGAAUGGAGUGGUGCUUUACAAAACAAAUUCAUAUACAUUCUGUAGGCAGUUCUGUUUUGUAAGGUAGAUAUAAAUGCAGAAGUUUGUAAACUUUAAUUUAACUAUGGUUGUUUACUUUCAUACAGACAUUUUGCUUUUAUUGCUUUAAUAUUGUCUUUAUUUAUUUCGAGAUGAAGAAAAAUUACAUUUCUAUCUUUUAUGUGAUUUAGUUAACAAGGCUCAGCUUUUUUUUUUCUUUUCUUGCUUUUUUUUAAAUAACAGGAAAACGUUUCUUGUACAUAGGAAGUGUAACUUUAUGCAGUUUGUAAAGAACAAUAAUAAAACAAAUUUUAUUGGUUUAUAUACAUAUGAAUGUGAUAGAUCUUUGUAUAUGUAAGGAUAAAAGUGUUUUUCUCAUUGUUAACAGAAGUGACCAUUGUACCAAGACAUCAUCAUGGAUCGACUUCUAGGGAAUGAUAGCAAAUGACAAUUCAUCCAUUAAAAUGUAUAAAUAUACUAA
Gigantopelta aegis is the source of this 9009-nucleotide messenger RNA. RefSeq names its product MAP/microtubule affinity-regulating kinase 3-like. Lineage: Eukaryota; Metazoa; Mollusca; Gastropoda; Neomphalida; Peltospiridae. The transcript has 21 exons. Bases 427 to 2883 code for a protein of 818 amino acids. The record is from RefSeq and is a predicted model, not a curated record. Gene Ontology annotation, molecular function: protein serine/threonine kinase activity; ATP binding; tau-protein kinase activity. Gene Ontology annotation, biological process: microtubule cytoskeleton organization; intracellular signal transduction; protein phosphorylation. Gene Ontology annotation, cellular component: cytoplasm.